AUGUGCGGAAUUGUAGGCUAUUACACCUAUAAUGUUCGUAAAGAUCUACAGUUUGUGCUUGACUGCCUUUUUAACGGCCUAAAAAGGCUAGAAUACCGCGGAUAUGACUCUGCCGGUGUUGCCUUCGACGUUGAUGUCAUAUCAGAGGAGAACGGUGUGUUUGAGUCCACCGGGCCCCUGAUCGUGAAGGAAGUGGGAAAAGUUGACGCGUUGGAACGUAUGACCUACGAUAUCGUGGCACGCGACCAGUUGGACCUGAAACGGCAGUUCCGCAGCCAGGUCGGCAUUGCGCAUACGCGUUGGGCGACACAUGGCCCGCCGUCGGCAGUGAACAGCCACCCCAUCCCGUCGGAUCCAGAAGGACAGUUUGUCGUGGUACACAAUGGCAUUAUUACAAACUAUAAUCUCCUCAAGGCCUUUCUGAUUAAGCAUGGUGAGGUCUUCAACACGGAGACGGACACGGAGGUGAUUCCAAAGCUCUGCAAGUUCGUCUACGACCGGCUGGCGGAGAAGCUCGUGAUGGAGGUUUUGAAAAAGCUGGAAGGCGCAUAUGCAGUGCUGGUUAAAAGCACACACUACCCAGGGGAGCUGGUAGCCUGCAAGCGCGGCAGCCCAAUGAUCCUAGGCAUUAAGGAGGAGCCGGGGGCACGUCGCACCUCGUUCAGCCGCUUGCACGACGCUGCUGACACCAAGUGGCGUCACGAGGCCAUCGAGUGCUUCAUCGCGUCCGAUGCCAGCGCAGUCAUCGAGCACACGAAGCGGGUCAUCGUGCUGGAGGACAACGACGUCCUGCAUCUGUGCAGUGGGGGCUAUGGUAUCUACAACACGGGCGGUGACGACGUGGAGGAGGCCGUGCCUCGCGUGUUGCUGACUUUGCAGAUGGAAGUGGAGCAGAUUAUGAAGGGCGGCUACGACCACUUCAUGCAAAAGGAGAUUCACGAGCAGCCGGAGUCGCUGCUGCAGACCAUGCGUGGUCGGGUGCAGUUCCAGCGGCCUGCUGUGGGCAAUCCGUACCUCAACCAGCGUAUCAAGCUGGGCGGCUUGGCGGAACACGGCGCCACCAUCAGGCGCUGCCGGCGGAUCCUGUUAGUGGCGUGCGGCACUUCCUUCCACGCGUGUCUGGCGGCGCGCCAAACGCUGGAGGAGAUGUGUGAGGUGCCGGUCUCCCUGGAGCUGGCGAGCGACUUCCUGGACCGCCGCGGUCCCAUCUUCAGGGAUGAUACGUGCAUGUUCUUGUCGCAAAGCGGUGAGACGGCCGACACGUUGCGCGCCCUGGAGUAUGCUAAGGCGCACGGUGCUUUGUGUGUGGGUGUCACCAACACGGUGGGCAGCGCCAUCUCCCGCAUGACGCACUGCGGCGUGCACCUCAACGCCGGCUACGAAAUCGGUGUGGCGUCCACCAAGGCCUACACCUCGCAGAUCAUUGUCAUCACGAUGAUGGCGCUGCAGCUGGCGGAGGAUUCGAUCAGCAAGCGCGAGCGACGGGACACCAUAAUUGACGAACUGGGCCAGCUGCCCGGCAAGGUCCGCCGUGUGCUGAUGCUCGACAGCGCCAUGCGAGAGCUGGCGGAGCAACUGCGCUCGGUCAACAGCUUACUGUUCUUCGGGCGAGGCUACAACUACGCCACCGUGCUGGAAGCUGCGCUCAAGGUCAAGGAGGUGGCUUUGAUCCACAGCGAGGGCAUGCUGGCUGGGGAGAUGAAGCAUGGGCCGCUUGCGCUGGUUGAUAAGCACAUGCCCAUCGUAGUUGUCGCGACACGCGACGGCAUGCUUAAGAAGAUGGAGAGCGUCAUCCAGCAGCUGCUCGCACGUUCUGCGCAGCUGUACAUCCUGUGCAAUGAAAACGACGAGAGUAUGAAACAGUACGAAGAGAAGGGUUGCAAGCUCAUCCAGGUCCCACAGACGGUAGACUGCUUGCAGCCGGUCAUCAACAUCGUACCGCUCCAGCUGCUGUCCUACCACCUCACCGUAUUGCGCGGCUUUAACGUGGACCAACCGAGAAACCUGGCCAAGAGCGUCACCGUCUCGGAGGAGCACUGAGCAGCUCUCGAGGGGGGGAGUCUGGCUCCGGUGCAUAGAAAUAUGAAAUGCCAGUGGCAGUGCGGCUUACCAGUAUGUGCCAGUGGUAUUGCAGAUUGCACACAGCAGAGCCAUUGGCUGGCAGAGUAAGCGGCGUGCGCUGGCACGCCCUGUCAAGACAUGGAAAUGCAUGAUGCGCAUCAUUGGGCAUUUGGCCGCGAUGUGAAACCUUCUCGUAUUUGCACGACUUAUGCUGCGGUACGGCGUAGUGGUGCCAUUGCAAUAUUAUGCACGAAAAACACAUAUGGGUCGGUGUAAGUUGGGCGGGCAUGAGAGUGUGCUAUGGGAACGCGGUUGCGUUCUGGGAGGCAUAGACUCGCUACGUGGCCGUCCUAGCCAGAGCAUGCAGGACUGGCUUGCGACGGACUUAAUUUAGACUUGAGCGUUAUGAUAGAUCUAGAGCUUGACAAAAGGAUGGUAAAGCGACGCCAUGUUACAUAAAGCUGAACUAUGACUGUCAUGAUAAGCUGAGAACUAUUAAGGGCCGUUAAAGGCGUCUGCGGGGAUGUGUCUUUUAUAUGUGUAUGGAUAUGUACAGUUUUCAAAUGCCCUUAGACGUCUGACACAGGGUUUUGGUGCGAGCGGGAGAGUGCAUGCCAAAGCACUGUAUUUGUCAUGAGCUGCGCAGACCGCUUAAUGUUACACCUUUGGGUCUUG
This is a messenger RNA of Volvox carteri f. nagariensis, 2736 nucleotides long. RefSeq lists its product as uncharacterized. Bases 1 to 2040 code for a protein of 679 amino acids. The transcript is spliced from 12 exons. The record is from RefSeq and is a predicted model, not a curated record. Gene Ontology annotation, biological process: UDP-N-acetylglucosamine metabolic process; fructose 6-phosphate metabolic process; carbohydrate derivative biosynthetic process. Gene Ontology annotation, molecular function: carbohydrate derivative binding; L-glutamine:D-fructose-6-phosphate transaminase (isomerizing) activity. Lineage: Eukaryota; Viridiplantae; Chlorophyta; Chlorophyceae; Chlamydomonadales; Volvocaceae.